AUGUUGCUGAAGUACAAGGGCGUGAUAGAGGUUAUAAGGACUGGCGCGGCCAGCAUUGACAGGAGGAAUCUCAGCCGCACUCGAGUACGACUUCUGUCUGUUCGGUCGGAAAUGGCAAAAGGCGGCCCCCGUAAACGAAUCUACACUGAUCUUGCCACGGUCCUGAUCCUUCUCUCAACAUUUGCCGGUGCAGUGACUCUGCAGACUCAAUUCACGCUCCCCGAUACCUGCAAUGGCGCUCGUGCACGCGCUCUCGUGGCAUACGCGUCGCAAUUCUUCCUGGCAAGCCCUAUAGCCAUCUUCGCGAUUUUCAUGAGUCUGCACGGAUACGAGGAGAACGAUAUUAUCGAGGCAGGCCGGCAUGAAUUUAUUCAAUGCCAAUUUGGUCUCACUGGUAUUAUGAUCAUCGCGGGGUUCUUGCUACUCAAUAUCACUACUCUUUACACGGGAGGAAACUACCUGGGACCGGCCGGAAUAGCUUUGACGGGAAUUUUCAUUUUGGCGACUGUCGCAUGGGGGAUCGAAGAUCAUUUACCUCCGCCCACGCAGAACGGCCAGGGGAAGACGGAGGCAGACGCAGACGCCGAGCACUCUGCUGGUAGCCCUGAUUCAGCGCCAGCGGAGCUGCCACAACGGCAACGUCAAUUCGGGGACCACACUGCGACUGUGGCGGAAUUCCUAGGCUAUGCUGGCCCUUCUCUGUCAAAGACCCGGUUAGCCAUGCGAUGGACGAUUUGUGGACUCGUUGUACUGGAAGCGGCUGGGGUUUUAGUAUUGUUUGGGCUGGGGAUAGCUCAGGCAGUGAAUGCCUCGCCAGAGGGGUGUCAAUUACUUUAA
Molecule: messenger RNA, 837 nt
Organism: Penicillium canariense
Lineage: Eukaryota; Fungi; Ascomycota; Eurotiomycetes; Eurotiales; Aspergillaceae
Exons: 1
Coding region: 1-837 (278 amino acids)
Source: RefSeq, a predicted model, not a curated record